UCCCAUUUUCUCGGCAGAUGUGAUUAUAUCUGCAUUUAAAACACACAAAUUGUCCCAUUUUGAUAACGACAUUUUCUUAAUUCUGUUGACAAGAUUGUAUUUAGCAGUUCAGUAUGUUGUGCUGGCGCUUGUUUCUGGGGAAGGUAAAUAAAAAGCACAAAGAGGAAGUUGUUGUCAAGUGUUCGUAGCACUAUCAGCAUUAAACAUAGAAGAAUAUGUCUGUUCUUUUCUCCUUUUAAAGCCGUAGACAUUUAAAAAUAACUCUGGAGGAAGCCGUCGCCUUGUUGGAACUAUAUUUAGUUGUAAUGAUAAUUUCAUUUUCCUGGGCUAUUUAUUUUAUAUUCGUGUCGAAGCCAUUGUUUGGGAAAAAUUAGCUAACCUAACGUUAGCAAUGGGUCGAUGACACAGACUGCAGCAGCAGAAUUCGACUGAACACUGCCCAGCUUUUUUGCACUGGUGAAGGAGUGAGGAGGACAGAUGGAUUUCUCUAAAUUCCUGGACGAUGACUUCGAUGUGAAAGACUGGGUGAACGGCGCCUUCAAGGUGGUGCAGAAGGACGCGCCGGGGAAAGCGGACACACACGCAGCCACACUGGUCAUGAAACUGCAACUGUUCAUCCAGGAGGUCAACAAUGCUAUUGAGGAGAGCAGUAAUCAGGCCCUCCAAAAUAUGCCCAGAGUGCUGCGAGAUGUGGAGGCUGUGAAACAGGAGGCUUCCUUCCUCAAAGAGCAAAUGGUCCUGGUCAAAGAGGACAUCAAGAAGUUUGAGCAGGACACUGUGCAGUCAAUGCAGGUCCUGGUGGAGAUAGAUCAGGUGAAGAGCCGCAUGCAGCUGGCAGCUGAGGCUCUACAGGAGGCAGACAAAUGGAGCACGCUGAGUGCAGACAUUGAGGAGACCUUCAAAACACAGGACCUUGCAGUGAUCUCCUCCAAGCUGACUAGCAUGCAGAACAGCCUGGCCAUGCUGGUGGACACACCAGACUACUCUGAAAAGUGUGUGCACCUGGAGGCUCUGAAAAACAGACUGGAGGCCCUGGCCAGCCCACAAAUAGUAGCGACCUUUACUUCCAUGUCUAUGGACCAGGCCAAGCUGUUUGUUAAGGUCUUCACAGAGAUAGAUAGAAUGCCACAGCUUCUUGCCUACUACUACAAAUGUCACAAGGGCCAGUUGGUGAGCAUGUGGCAGGAUCUCUCUCAGAGUGAGCUCAGUCUGAAUCAGCAGCUGUCUGAAUUCUACGACACCUUGAUCUCCACGUGGCACGCUCAGCUCCAGUGGAGCAGCCAGGUGUUCAAGAACCCAUAUGAGGUGGUGACAGUGUUGCUGAUCCAGACUCUGGGGGCCAUGGUGCCAUCCAUCGCUGUGUGCCUGAGCACAGCCAUGGAGCGCGCAGCCCAAGAGGAGCAUCUUGACACCCUGCUGGAACUCCAUCAAACGACGUCCACCUUUGGACACGGCCUGGAGGCCGCCAUGCUGCCACACCUGGGUGAGAAUAACCUGCUGAAGGUGAACGAGCUGGUCUGUGCGCUGUAUGACCCCUAUAAAUCUUAUCAAUUACAAUAUGGAGAUCUGGAGGAAGCGCACCUCCUCAUCCAGAUCAGUGCAGUACCUUUGGAACACGGGGAGGUAAUUGAUUGUGUAGAAGAGUUGAGCCACUCUGUCGGCAAGUUGUUUGGUCUGGCCAGUGCUGCUGUGGAACGCUGUGUCAAACUGACUGACGGACUGGCUGUGUCUGGCCUCCUUAAAGCUCUCAAAGCCCUUUUUACCAAGUAUGUGUCGGACUUCUCCACAACACUGCAGUCAAUCAGGAAGAAGUGUAAACUGGAGGAUACACCAAGUUCAUCUGUUUUCCAGGAGGACUGGACAGCCUUCCAGAACUCAGUCCGGAUUAUUGCCACUUGUGGAGAGUUACUUAGACAAUGUGGAGCAUUUGAGCAGCAUCUGUCAAACAAGAUCCUGGGUACAGCAGGUAAGUACUUGUCAGAGUCAUACAGCCCCCGGAGCCUGGCAGGCAUCCAGGAGGCCAGCUCCACAGAGAGGAAGAGCACCACCAAGAACCCCUGGCAAGAAUAUAACUACCUCCAGAGGGGCAACAUGGGCGAGUAUAACAGCCUGAUGGAAGUCCUGUACUCAUUAAAGGAGAAGGGCACAGGUAACUCCAGCCUGUUAGCUGAGCCCAGAGCAGCUCUGACCAGACUCAACCAGCAGGCCAACCAGCUGGCCUUUGACUCUGUCUUCCUGCAGAUCAAACACCAGCUCUACCUCGUCUCCAAGGUGGAGAGUCAAGAGGCACCUGGUUUUGGAGAGAGCUACACUGAGGACCUGCCUACGUUUAGCCUGUCGCCACAAGAAUACAUUACAAAUAUAGGGCAGUACCUGAUGUCUCUGCCACUCCACCUGGAGCCAUUUGUGACACAGGAGGACCCGGCACUAGAAAUGGCCUUACAUGCUGGGAAGCUGCCUUUCCCUCCAGAGCAAGGUGAUGACCUUCCCGAGCUGGACAAUACAGCAGACUACUGGCUGGGCUCCAUUGCUCGGGCAACCAUGCAGACCUACUGUGAUGUCAUCCUGCUCAUCCCCCAACUGAGCGCGCAUUCCACGAAACAGCUGGCAACAGAUAUUGACUAUCUGAGCAAUGUGAUGGAUGCUCUGGGCCUGCAACCCUCACGCAGCCUGCAGCACAUCGUCGCCCUGCUGAGGGCCAAGCCAGAAAACUACAGACAGACUGCCAAACUGCUGCCUCGUCGACUGGCCUCCACCAUCGCUGCCCUCCGGUGCAUCGACUACUAACUGUAAGGGGGAUGGAGAAGGACUCUGUAGGUACAGUGGCUCUCAGAGCGGCACUGGGGACUCUCUGAUGUUCUAUCUAUUCCUGGAUUGAUUGGGGCUGCAACAUUUUAGGUUUAUAGUCCUAUACAGAUAUUUAUGGGAUUUAUGGGAAUGUUAAGACAUUGAAAUCAGGGUGGCGCAGACUUUUUUUAUACCGAUUACUUUUGAACUAAGUGUGACUUUAAGUGAUGUCUCACCGGUGAUAAUGCCUUCAAGUCAAGCCAAAAGGUGAAAGUGUCUUGACUCUACAUCUUUAGUCUCUGCAUUUAUAAGUUGCCGAAGCAUCUGAGGCAGUAACAAAAUGUACAUCAGGGCAUUUGUGAGAGCAUUUCAAAUCUAUAUGACUGAUAUAUUUGUUGUUAAUUACUUGUCAUACUAAUAUAAUUCAUCCAUAAUAAAAAAAUAUAUUAAGGUACUAUCUCUGAUAUGAGCUGUAUUGUUUUAUGUUAACUGAGCUUAAUUUAAAAGGUAAAGAUAGAGGUGGUUUCUCUCUCUCAUUGUAGUGGGGGUCGGCUAAACAAUAUUGAUAAUCUCCAUGUGGACAUUGUUCCUUAUUUUUCCAUGCAGUAUCUUAAAAGGCUGUACAUAAAACAUUUACAUCAAAACUAUGAUGUAGCCUAUUGUGUUAUUUGACAAAACUCUUUAUUUACUAGAUCGAAUGGGGGAGUGGCUGAAUUAGAUGGUGAUGUAACUGAUCUAGAUUAAUAAAUGUAUGA
Messenger RNA from Xiphias gladius (swordfish), 3542 nucleotides. RefSeq names its product component of oligomeric golgi complex 7 (gene cog7). Bases 478 to 2787 code for a protein of 769 amino acids. Lineage: Eukaryota; Metazoa; Chordata; Actinopteri; Istiophoriformes; Xiphiidae. The record is from RefSeq and is a predicted model, not a curated record. Gene Ontology annotation, cellular component: COG complex. Gene Ontology annotation, biological process: retrograde vesicle-mediated transport, Golgi to endoplasmic reticulum; intracellular protein transport; Golgi organization. The transcript is spliced from 17 exons.